Messenger RNA from Carcharodon carcharias (great white shark), 2204 nucleotides. RefSeq names its product PROP paired-like homeobox 1 (gene prop1). The record is from RefSeq and is a predicted model, not a curated record. NCBI's taxonomy places the organism in Eukaryota, Metazoa, Chordata, Chondrichthyes, Lamniformes, Lamnidae. Bases 1 to 1083 code for a protein of 360 amino acids. Gene Ontology annotation, biological process: regulation of transcription by RNA polymerase II. The transcript is spliced from 5 exons. Gene Ontology annotation, molecular function: RNA polymerase II transcription regulatory region sequence-specific DNA binding; DNA-binding transcription factor activity, RNA polymerase II-specific.
AUGGGGAUUGCCAGGGUACAUGAACCACUGUCUGCUGAUGAUGGUGAAUCACCGUUAGAAGGUGAUGUUGAAGUCACCUUGGCACAUGGUGGACAUGGUUUAGGUCAUGAUAUCACUUCACUGAGCACAAUGGGAUGUUUGCAUGAGUGCAAGGAUGGGGUUGCAUCAUAUGGGCAGCACAAGCAUGGCCCCAGUUCUGCUCCCUCAACCCUCCGAGCCACUUCAUCCCUCCGACAUCAAGAGGAGAAAGAGAUGUACGAGGAGACAACAUCACAUCUGACUGGCUCACCCACCACCAACACAGGUGGCAAGAGGAGGACUCCACAUCUCACCAAGAAGGCUUGGUCAGACGUGGCAGCACUAGUCGGCAGCCGGGGGACGGGGGUUGUCCGAACGACGUGGGUGCAGUGCUGGAAGAGGGUGAAUGACAUUCUCCAGUCUGAGAUUGAUAACAGUGUCUACAAGAAGUUCCCAGGAAGUUCAAAUUCAGGAAGGAAUUCCCUGCUGCCAGGCAAUGUACAUGGGCAGGCUCACUACCCAACACCUGCACGCAGGCGCCAUCGGACCACCUUCAGUCAAGAGCAACUGGAACAUCUGGAGGCCACAUUCAGUAAAAAUCAUUACCCAGACAUCUACUGUAGAGAGGAGCUGGCCAAGAUCACCAAACUUAAUGAGGCACGCAUCCAGGUGUGGUUCCAAAAUAGACGCGCAAAGCAUCGGAAACAAGAACGAGCCAUUCAGAAGUCAAUCCCUCCAACUGUUAUCUCGGCCUGUAGUGGCCUAAUACCGGGUGUUUGUCCCGUCUCUACUACUGCCAGGCCAUACCACUAUCCACAUGCCAUCAAUCACAUACCGCGUUUCUCUUCGAUGGCAACUAGCGCCUAUGGUUCUCCAGCAGCUGUCAGCCAGUUCACCUGCACCAGCACUCAUGCACACUUGGCCUCCGCACCACCUCCACCGCGGCAGCAUGACGACUGGUACAGUCCUCUUCGCUCCAUUAACUCUCCCACGACUGGCUUACCCUCAUCAAUGCUCUCCCUGACACCUGUGCCAGGUCUGGAUACACCAGCACACUGGAACUAACCGCUAGCUGCCAAGGUCAUUCUUACUUUCCGAAGUAAAAUCAAGGUGCAUUAUGUAACCCUCUGCCCUGAUUAUCUGCUAGCUCUGCACUGUCAGAAAACUGCAUUUAAGCAAAUGUACUUAAGUCAAUAUUUGCUUUUCAGUUGACCUAUUGGCGAACAUCAUGCAGGACAUUUCCAGUUAACAAAUUAGAAAAAGAUCGAAUGAUGUUAAAAUUUAAAAACUUAUAGGCUUCUUGUUCAUUGUUGCUUAAUGUGUUUUCAACAAAAAUAGUUGUGGUUCUCGUGUAUUAUCAAGAAGGCGACUGUGUUUUAUACUAUUGCUGCCUGAAGAAAAUUGAGCUCCCCGCCAUAUUAUUCAGAUAACAAUGAUAAAAUGUACAUAAAAUCUGGAUGCCAUAAAAUAUAGAAAAUGAGUGAAAAGAGAAAUUAAUUUUGCUCCAGAUAUUUUUCCUAGUUUUCUAUAUUGCAGAUGAUUCUCCUGGAUAAAACCCUUCUUCCUUGGGUUUCUACUUGCCUUCAAAAGAUACCAGAAAUUGCUUAAAUAAUAGUAGUAAAAAAAGGUUUAUAGUAGUUAAGCUUAUUUAGCUCCUUGCUACAAUAGAGAGAAUUAAAAACUACAUCAAACUAAAUUUUAGUUAACAUUUAUUCAUAACUGCUGUUUCUAUUCCCAUCAACAAUGGAAAUAUUUUGCUAGCUAACAUUCUUCAGAAAUCUGACAAAUGCAAUGGAAGAUUAUGGAAAGCAUCUUAGCUCAUUAGAAGAUCCAGCCAGCCGUUGUAAUUUGAAAGUAUUUUCUAUCAAAAACUUGCUCUUGGCUUCAAUUGACAUAAUUAAAAACAGCUUUUCACAUUUAACUCACUAUAAUACAUAGAAUGAGACAAAAAUCAAGUAUUUUAUUUUCAAUGGCAUACCUUCAUUUCUUUUUCCUAGUAAAAAGUCUUUGAUAAAGUGAAACAAAAGAAAUUGAAUUUUUCUUUUCAAAUAUUUUAUUGGCAUUAGACUCGAGCCUCUUUAAGAACCUACGAUAAGAGCACCUUGCAGAAUUUAUUCUUCAGUUGAGAAUGUUAAUGUUGAUUUUGGCAGAACUUGGUGUACAUAAAAAAAAGCACAUGACAUUUA